UGAGCCUCAAGCUAUAGACAUUACUGUUUGGGCCUAGUCUUCUUCUAGUCAGUAAAUUAAACCGGUGGUCAAAGAACUCAACUCCGCCGUGCCGUCAGAACCUCCGACCACCGUGAGAUGGCGGCACCGGCGAAACUGAUUGCAAUCAUAGCAUCUCUCUCCCUAUCCCUAUACUCUCUAUACCUGUUAACCAACAGACGCCGAGCUAUAUCUCACUCGAAACACAAAACCCUAAUAACAACUCACAACAACAACAAACCGAAGAGAAAUGGAAUUGUUGGCGCCAUUGGCAACACUCCUCUUAUUCGAAUCAAUAGCCUCUCAGAUGCCACUGGCUGUGAAAUUCUUGCGAAAGCGGAGUUUUUGAAUCCUGGAGGAAGUGUUAAAGAUAGAGUUGCUGUUAAAAUCAUUGAAGAGGCCUUGGAAUCCGGACAACUGUUAAAAGGCGGUGUAGUUACAGAGGGUAGCGCUGGGAGCACAGCAAUAAGUCUUGCAACAGUUGCUCCUGCGUAUGGAUGCAAGUGUCACGUGGUUAUCCCAGAUGAUGCUGCAAUUGAAAAGUCUGAAAUAUUAGAGGCCCUUGGAGCAACAGUUGAAAGGGUUAGGCCGGUUUCAAUAACUCACAAAGAUCAUUUUGUCAAUAUUGCAAGACGAAGGGCGUUAGAAGCAAAUAAACUAGCACUGCAGGACAUAAAUCAAACAGACACAAAAAAUGUUACGAAUACAAAUGGAUAUUCGUCAGAUAAAGGACAACAAGGUGCGAUAGUCUCUAGUGAGCAUAAAGGUGGAUUUUUUGCGGAUCAAUUUGAGAAUUUGGCAAACUACAGAGCUCAUUAUGAAGGGACUGGACCUGAGAUAUGGGAGCAGACAGGUGGCAAAUUGCAUGCGUUUAUUGCCGCUGCAGGUACAGGUGGCACUGUCGCAGGUGUUUCUCGUUUUCUAAAGGAAAAAGACCCGGGGAUAAAGUGUUUUCUUGUGGACCCGCCUGGUUCCGGUUUGUUUAACAAGGUUACAAGGGGAGUGAUGUACACAAAAGAAGAGGCUGAAGGAAAGAGAUUAAAGAAUCCAUUUGAUACUAUAACCGAAGGAAUUGGGAUUAAUAGAUUAACGGAAAAUUUUAAAAUGGCUCAACUUGAUGGAGCUUUUAAAGGCACUGAUAUUGAAGCUGUCGAAAUGUCUCGAUUCCUGUUGAAGAAUGAUGGGCUUUUUAUUGGAAGUUCUUCUGCAAUGAACUGUGUUGGAGCAGUGAGACUAGCGAGAUUAUUGGGCCCGGGUCAUACUGUUGUAACAAUUUUGUGUGAUAGUGGGAUGAGGCAUUUAAGCAAGUUCUGUAAUCCCGAGUACCUUUCUCAACAUGGUUUAACACCUUCGGCUAAAGCGUUAGAAUUCCUUGAUUGUAGAUGAUAUCAUUUUUCAUAUGCGUGACGUUUUGUAUCGUGCACGGGGCAGUAUUGAGUUUCAAACAUUUGUCCGCGAUGAUUGGAUCGACAGUUUUUUUACAAGGGAAUGCACUCCUACUUAGAUGGUUACAUAUAUUGUUUGUUAUUUAUGAGGUUUCUUUAAGUAUUCUAUUUUUGACAUUAAGGUCACUUGUGGGCAUGUAUAUUGAAACGGUUUUAUAGGUCAUUUAAGUAUGUGCUAGGUUCUCAAAUGUGAUCAAAAACAUGUAAGAUUCUUAGAUGCUGCUUUUUGGUAGAUACAUAAAUUGCUUUUUUUUUUA
Molecule: messenger RNA, 1720 nt
Organism: Helianthus annuus (common sunflower)
Lineage: Eukaryota; Viridiplantae; Streptophyta; Magnoliopsida; Asterales; Asteraceae
Product: cysteine synthase 2
Exons: 6
Coding region: 118-1404 (428 amino acids)
Cellular component (GO): cytoplasm
Molecular function (GO): cysteine synthase activity
Source: RefSeq, a predicted model, not a curated record